This is a messenger RNA of Penicillium brasilianum, 4503 nucleotides long. The record is from the annotation of a GenBank genome assembly. NCBI's taxonomy places the organism in Eukaryota, Fungi, Ascomycota, Eurotiomycetes, Eurotiales, Aspergillaceae.
GUCGAUCAUGGCUGGGGCCGCUCAUAGUCUCGUCCUUUCAACGGAGUUUCGCCGACGAUCUUCCGGCCAACGAAGUUGCCGAGCCUCUUGCCGACGGUGUCCCGAUUUUGAUCGGAGAAACCUCCGCGAAUUUUCUGGCCUGAGAGGGUCUAUAUCUGAUCAGACAUCCCUGUCUGUGAGGUGGAGCUGGUGAAAGAUCCUCGACGUAGUACUCCACCAGGUAUCCCAGCGACCAUCAGGCUCAGGAACGCUCCCAAACCACAUAUCAAGGGAUGAUAUUCAAUUACACGAUCGAUAUAUCUUUUCGCCAUCUCUGGUGUACGGGUCCCUAACCUGAACUACCACCGGGCUGACCAUGUCUGUCCUACUGGGCUCGCCCAAGGCGUCCGGGCCUGAACUACGCGAUAAACACCCUCAAGUUGCAACGCAAGACCCCACAGUUGGAAGCGCAUUAAAGAUGGCUACUUCGAAACCGUCCUUCCAUCUGACUGCGCCGAAUGGCUGGAUGAACGACCCCUGUGGUCUAGGUUACGAUUUCGCCACGGGUCUUUACCAUAUCUUCUUCCAAUGGAAUCCCCACGGUAACGACUGGGGCAACAUGUCCUGGGGCCAUGCUACUUCUACGGACUUGGUUUCGUGGAAAGUAUCACCCACGCCAGCCUUGACUCCAUCAACCGAGUAUGAUUGCUGUGGUGUCUUUACAGGAUGUCUGCAGGCUACAAAUAUCCAAGGGAAACCCGGCUCGUUGACGGCGAUGUACACGUCCGUCCGACAUCUACCACUCCAUUAUACACUGCCGUAUACUACGGGUUGCGAGUCUAUCAGUCUAACUACCUCUGAUAACGGUGGACAGACAUGGAAGCGUCUCAGUUGUAACCCCGUCCUCACAGGUCCCCCCGAACACCUGUCGGUGACGGGCUGGAGAGAUCCGCAUCUUACAACGUGGCCGGAACAGCAAAAGGCCAGCCCUGCAAAUCCAAAUCAACCAUUAUACGGCAUCGUGUCUGGCGGAGUAGUCGACAAGGCACCCGCCAUCUUCGUUUACAAGGUCGACCCGACAGAUCUACGACGAUGGAAAUAUGUCGGCCUGCUCGUCGACGUCGGUCUCAACUUCCAUCCAUCACGCUGGUCAGGAGACUUUGGCGUGAACUGGGAAGUUGGAAAUCUAGCGACACUGUCCAAUGACACCGGUGACUCACGAGACUUUGCCAUCAUGGGCGCUGAGGGAUGUCUCCGUGGCGAAGACUCACUCUGGACAGCCCCGGGCUCGGCACAAUACAAACGACAAGCCCGGGGACAGCUAUGGAUGUGUGUGAAACCACACGACCCUGCUAAUAAUAGCGAGGCCCUUGCCGAUUAUGCAUUCGCUGGACACUUUGAUCACGGCUGCUUAUACGCCGCUAAUUCCUUCUGGGACCCCGUCACAGCCCAACGCAUUGUAUACGGCUGGAUCACGGAGGAGGAUCUACCUGAUGGACCCCGUCAUCGUCAGGGGUGGAGCGGGCUGAUUUCGAUUCCUCGGGUAGUGCAUUUGAUGACGUUGCGGAAUGUCACGAAGGCGCGUAGCUCGCAGUUGAAAUCUAUUACUUCCCUCGAAGUGAUUCCCAAUACAUCCGAGCCGCGCACGUACACGAUCCAAACUCUGGGAAUAAAGCCUGAUCCACGACUUUCUCUUCUCAGGAAGGGGGCUGAAAGGAGGUUAUUCCAACCAUCACAGUUACCUAUUUCCCUCCGGAACGUCUCCAACGAGACUCUUGCCUUGACUACCUCCCGGUGGGAACUAGAAGCCGAGUUCUCAAUCAAUGAAUCCUGCGAACGAGUUGGUAUUCAAAUCGCACACUCCUCCGACUUCAAACAAAGAACAACCCUUUCCUACACUCCAUCCAAGGAGACAUUUACAAUCCACCGCCCUACGCUUGAGGACCAAACCAUAAACCACGGCUACGAGUCCGCACCACACACGUUGUUCACCUAUCUCAACGAGAAAGGCGUCGAAAUCGAAGAAUCCCUACAUAUCCACGCUUUCUUCGACAAAUCCGUUCUAGAGGUAUUUGUGAAUGGGAGAACUGUCAUUUCGACGCGGAUUUAUCAUCCGUCAGAGAAAUGUUUCGGGAUUCGCUUCUUCGCAGAGGAAGAGGCCAGCUGUGCUCAUAGUGAAACUGGUAAUGACGCACCUGCUUCGCUUACCCGGGCCGAAGUUUGGGAUGGACUGGUUGAAAGUCAGCGAUAGGUGUCGGCAAUAUCUUUCUACAAGCCUCACGCUCAUAUAGAACCAGGGAUAAAGAUAAAGCACAGAGAUGAAAGCGAUUCAAGUCAGAGAAAGCCUUGCAUAAAUAUACACAUGAUGACUCCAAUCCCACCCCGUUUAUUGAUACAGUCCACGCCGAAACCCCCAUAGAUACAGAAUUGUGAACAGAGUAAACACAUGUGAUCAAAGAAAACCCUCAGCCCCACACGAAAUUAGGCUGAGAUAUAUACAUCACAGUCAAUGAGCCUGACCCUGAACUUGGACUUGGACUUGGGCAGGUCCCCAAUUCCCGGGAAUCUGCAAAGCCCGCAAAUGGGCCUUGUACUUUUCCACGAACGGAUGGUUGCCGCCCCGGAAACUGCUCAGCAGUAACAAGAAAUCUUCCGCCAUGGCUUGCGGCGUAGAUGUUGUAGGUAGUGACUCGGAAAAGUUUCCUAGAGGUGUUAUUCCCGUGCCAAAGGGUGGGUUGAUGUUGCAGAGGAUAUCUGUGGCGCCGACGGCGAUGUCGUAUAAUUUUUCAGUCUGGACCGAGGAUUGUUAGUAUGAUCAAUCAUGUAGUAAUAGAAGGGUGUAAGAAAACAAAGGCGCAUGCGAAGGGGCAACUCAUACAAAACCAAUCCCAUGAGCUUCCAUCGAACUCAACCGUAACGAACGACACAGCUGUAUAGUCGAUUCCGCAAUCGACACCGCAAACCCGAACGUCAACUCCGGCCUAUCCGACCGCGUCCGCAACAGCCCAUGAUUCAAACACAACAGCCAAACCCGGUUCUGUACCCAUUUCUGCGUAAUGAAAACAUCCGCAGCCUGAGUCUCGCGCAAUCCCAUAGCAAGAAGCGCAUUAUUAUUAUUGUUGCCAUCAUCCUUGGCACGCUCGAACCAGUCAUACCCCUUAUACCGCUCUGCUUGACUAACUUGCUCAAGGCUAUCGUACAUGGACAGAGCUUUGGCUUCGGUGAAGCGUUGGCAGUAUCCGUUGUGGAGGUCGCAGCGCCGGUUCCAGCAGUGGAUGAAGUCUUCGUCGAUGGCGUCGAAGAGUUCCAUCAGUCGGGCUAGACCCAUCAUGCCUUCGGCGUCCUUUUCGUUGUGCACGAUGAUUCCGGAGACGAGGCUGUGGGUGGCGUUGUGGAGGAAGUCGUGGACGGAGCGCAUGCUGAAGCCGGGUUUGCCGGAGAACGUGACGGGGUGCAAGCGUUGCAAUGCAUAUGCUCUAAAGAGUAGUCAGAAUUUUAUUUCUCUCUUUUGAAAAAUGGAUGAUGCAGGUUUAGAUACCUCUCGGUGAUUGAUAGGACUAAAUAUGUCCGUAAUCGCUGGCCCUUCUCGUCACCGGGCAAAUCACGAUAAGACUCCGGAUCAUUCAGACCCAGAGUCGACGCAAGAUCAAGGGCUUCUCGUAGGCGCAACCACGCCGCAUUAUGUUGAUUACUGCCAAACAAGCACCCGAAAAGGAAGAAACUCGUCAAAACGGCCUCGAUGGUCGGGUUUUCUCCAAAAUCACAGCAACUCCGCAUCUUGGUGGCUUCGUGCAUCAUCGUCCGGGCCUGGUUGGCACGAGACGAGGUCGUCGCGCGCUCAUUGAUCUCAAUAGGUUGCGUUAGAGAAAACGCACACAGAGAUAGUAGCAUCGCUCCGAACUGCGUAUUCUUGCGAUGCUCCUGACACAUCAUCCGCGUGUACAGUGACGAGCGACUCAGCACGGGGACAGUCGGGUGAAGACGGUCAAAGUAGACGUCAAGCCAGGGAAUCAUAUUCGCCUCGUUGAUCGAAUUAGGCCAGAACUCUUCCGGUUCCUGACUUUCCGAGGACUGUAUUGACCCCACGGCCGGGGAAUAUGGCAUCCCCUGGUGUUCCGCUGGGGGGAGAUUGAUGGUCGAUACGUCGGGCACGGGUUGAAUAAUCGAUGGGAGAGAGGGUUUGAGGUAGAUGUUGCUGCCGGGGAAUUCAAAGACGGGGACCUGCGCGCCCAAAUUAUCUGGUAGCCAGUAUUCCACAUCCGGGCGAUCGUUCCAGCCUACACUGGUACCCGAUGAGUCGAGAGAAGCCGUCUCGCCCGCCCAGGCAUCUACGACACCCGGUGCUGGGCCAGAGGGUGCAAGACCGGUUGCUCCCUCCAUCGACAAGGUCACCUGGCCUUGCGCCGAUGUCCACGAUGCCCCGGGCAUCGUGACCGACUGGCUCGGUUCCACGCCAGAGGUUGGGCCAUGAUAGCGGAAGGGUUCCUGCUUGGGUAGGGGGGUUUCCUGCGGGGUACGAGAAAU